Trypanosoma brucei brucei TREU927 is the source of this 3048-nucleotide messenger RNA. RefSeq lists its product as hypothetical. The record is from RefSeq and is a predicted model, not a curated record. The coding region runs from base 1 to 3048 and encodes 1015 amino acids. The transcript has a single exon. NCBI's taxonomy places the organism in Eukaryota, Euglenozoa, Kinetoplastea, Trypanosomatida, Trypanosomatidae.
AUGGAGCAAUAUCAAUCCCAAUCCCAUCCACAACAGCAAAGCCAGCAGGUGUGGAAUUCGCUUGAUGACCGCGUGGAGUUUUUGCUCCGGCGCGUAGCAAAACUCACAGAGCAGCGCCAGCACAUUGCACAGGAUAUCGCACGCAGUGUUAUAGCCGAUGGCGGAAGCCUCUCAUCCAGUAUCGAGGAAAUCAAAGCUGUCUCGUAUGGUCUGCUUCCGCAGUUUGCCGAUCGCGGGGCUGGGCUCGCACGACACAUCGCUAUAAGUGCCUCUUUGGCGGAGUCAAGUUCCAGACGGGUAAAGCAGUUAGACUUCCUUCUUAGCCGCGUGCGGGCCGCGCGAAUGGUUGCGGACUCCCUGCAGGAGAUGAGACGGUCGGUUAUAGCGGUGCAAACCAUGAUCGAUCGCGAUGAAUUGGAGAGUGCUGUGCAGUUGAUACGUAAGUACGAAGAGGCAAGCGGAAAAUUGGGUGGCCGCAGUGUGUCAGCUCGCAUUCUGCUACGUGAAGAGGAGGGAGAGGAUGAACACGGUGAGGAAGUGGUGAGCGGCGUGGAGGAGGAGGAGGAGGAAGAGGAAGAAGUGCAGCCGGCGGUGAAAUUAUCAUCCGAUGAACAAAUGGAAGAAAGAAAAGAGACAGUGUCGGCAGUAACCGUUGGGGAAACGCUUCAAACGCAGGGAAUAGGUGAUGAGGGCGGUGUCCUCGCCUCCACCUCAUCGACUGCUGGAGGCCACGAAACAGCGGCUGAACCGCGGGUAAAGGCAGCUGCAAAAAUGAGGAGGAAGGGUACUUGGAAAAAGGGCUCCAGUGGUUGCGAUGAAUACGGUGGAAGAGCCGCACACAAUGAUAACGACGUCACCGCUAAUCGCGGGGAGGUUGACGAUGAGGUGGAUCGCAUUAUCGUAAAUGCCCGGCAGACGGUUCGCGAAAAACUCAUGAAGAGGUUCUACUCAGCAAAGGUUGUCAACGACAAGCAGACAAUAAUGGACACUGUGCGGCUGCUUACGCUUCUCGGGUUUCGCGACGAGUGUUGUUGCAUGUACUGCUCGUGGAUGUGCGAACAUACCAUUGUCGCACUUAAUAAGAUGGUUGAGCGUGAACUGCGAAAGAUCGAUGACCCAAAUGAAGCGGGCAUGAGCCAUUUAGCGUUGGUCUCUGCGGGGCUUGACUUGGUGGUAGCAACCUUCGAAAAUGAGGAGGAGUUUGUUCUCGAAACGUUUGGGGAUGCUGGACUUCUCUUGCUUCUGACGGAGCUACACAGCCGGUCAACAAGUCAAUGUGUGCCUGUGCUAAAAGACUUCCUGAAGAAGCGACAGGAGGUACUGCAGGCGGUAGACUGUACGAAUAACUCUCCGUCACCUCGUGGGGAAAGUAAUGAUAACAGUGGCAGGAGUGCUGUCACCUCACCGCGUCAACCCCGUGCCCUUCAAAGUCGCGGUACAACACUGGAUCCGCGUCGUACAGAUCAAAUAUUGGAGGAGAUGUCCCAUCUCGUAUCUUGCUACCAUCUUUACUGGACCUUUGCUCAGUCCAAGCAGCAGGAGUGUACUCAGCGGGUGCGAGAGAAGGAGGGAGGAGCACGAGAACAAAACGAUGGUAUGAAUCAGUCGGCAGACUCCCUGUGGUCCUCGCGGGAUAACCCUCUCAUGACUGCUGUGCAAGAGAUACUUGCCAUUUUUGUUCCCCUUCAGACGCAUUACUUUGAAGCCGCGUUCCACCAAGUACUGCAGAUACAGUUAGACGCCAUUAAUGCCAGCAGCCACGAACACCCAAUGCCUUCAACUACGGCUGCCGUAACUGCAGGCAAUAACAGCACGAAGCAACAGGUGGGGUACGGAUCCACAACCUCAAACAAGGCAGCAGCAACUUUGAUGACCGGAUUGGCUGCGGCCAUAUAUAAUUCCACAACAUCGGGAAGCAGUGCCAACACCGGUGGCAAUGAUGCCAGUGGUAUGGUUGGUGCCCUUGUGAACAGUAGCGUAAGUGGUGCUGGGAACAACUCAGGGAUUGCCGUGAUCGAUGAAGACUUUCUUAGUUCCACCAGUAGUCAACAGUUGGCGCCGAUCACACUUCCAGACGAUGUCUUCUACUUUCUCCGUAUAUCCUUGCAUCGGGCGGUGAACACAAAGUCCACGCAAAUUAUUUCGGCGGUUUUCAUUGCCUGCGGAGAACUUGUCCAGUCCCAACUAAUCCCCACUCUGAACAGGUAUACUGCACUGCCCCACACCACACAGCUCCAAAAACUUCAAACAGUGCACCAACAGCGGGCACAGCAGCAGCAAGGACACAACUACCUGUAUACUGUCCCAACUCGCAUUCUGCGCUGGACAGCGGCAACACAGUGUACGAUCACAUAUAUACGUCGCUUUGCAGACGAGUUGCGGCAGCUUUCGCGCUCGCAAUUCAGUGGAAAGGAUGUGCUACGCUUCUCGGAACAAGCUGAUGAUAUGGACGGCACUGCCCGUGAGUUAUCCACAGGAAUACAACAAAAGCUAGAGGACUAUGCGGAACGGUGUUAUCAGGCGCACCUCGCGCGGCAUAUCGAACCAUUUGCCACACUCUCUUACGAAAUGACAGAGGAUGUGUUUUAUCAAUAUGAACUAAGCGACCCAUGGGUGCAAGCGUUCAUCGCCGCAGCAGAUGCUGCUUUAGCACACUUUGAUACCUAUCUUGACCCACGCUCCUUCGACUUGCUGCUACUGGCCCUUGUCAAGCGUGUCGUAUCGGUGGCGCGUUCGUUGCUUCUCCGCAAGUCCAUCAGCGCCUAUGGCGCACUUCAGGUGGACCGUGAGGUGCGGACAUUCCGCACCUUCUUUACUGGUCGAGCGCAUGAGGAACAGCUGCGGGAGCCUUUCAUUCAAUUGAUGGACAUGACAGCGCUGCUACUUUUGGAUCACCCACGCGAGGCGGAGCAGAAACAGGACCAGAAGGCGUUUCAAGGCGGGGGGUUCAUAUACGGUGGCAACGAGCUUACGCCGGAUGAGAAACGCCGUGUUCUUCGCUGCCGCGUGGAGUUCAAGCAGGAGGAUAUUGACCGCCUUCGAUUGUAG